AUGGGGAUGGAGUACACCAAAAAGGGAGAAGACGCAGAGGGGGCGAAUACGAACCAACGGGUGGUCCACCUGCAGCAAUGGAUGUCCGCCCUGUCUGAGAGGAAAAAAGGGAAAGGGUCAAUCUUGUACAUUCACGGAAUACACAACACAGCAGGGGGGGAGGAGCUGCUUAACCGAAAGGACCCACAAAAAUGUGAAAAUAAUUUCGUUUCAUGUCAAACUAAGGGGAUCAUAUAUGAACGACUAUGUUUAGGAGUCCGCUACCUCGAAAUGGUUAUUCUCGAGCAGUGCGGAACGGAGGAAGGAACAAGUGAUCUUCUUUGCGCAUGCGGAGAUGGCUGCAUAUAUAGCGCUAGUGACUUGCUGGAAGAAGUGGCUGUUUUUUUUUUAAGCAAUAAAAGGGAAAGAGUGGUCCUUUCAUUUUUGCUGCGCGCAGGGGGGGGUCACGAUGAUGGUGAUAACGGCCACGAGGACAGCGACAACGACGAUCAUAAAACGACCCACCUGCUCGACGUGUACAUGUAUCUGUACCUCCGCCGACACAUCAAGCAGGCAGAAGGGGAUGAAAAAUGUCGGGUCCUCUACUUCCUUAACGACAGGGAAAGAUUUCUGAAUCUGGCAAAGUACCAACAUGACAUUGACCACUUUGCAAUUCGCAACUGGGUUUUUAAUAACAUGUCUUUGCUGCUCUCAUCGAAGAUGGUCCACAGCGGGGGAAGAAGUUCAGACGGGGGAGACACUUUUCUACUGGAGGGAAAGGACAGUGUAAACUCCCCUCGGGAGACGUGGAGAGUGUGCCCCAAGGACGAAGGAAAGGAGACAAAUGCACUGACCCCAUUCUGUAACACCAUCAACAGGAAUGAGAACACUUUGUUAAGCCUUCCGCAGCAACAUCACAUGUCCCUGUUCAGAUUAAAUUCCAUGCACAAUGAUCAAGUACCAAUUUUGUCUUCAAAAGUUUGCGUAAAAAAAAAGUUCCCUAACAUCCUCAUAACCACACAAGGUGAUUACCAUGUGGCGGACUCAAAAGAGACAGAUGAUUCGCUCCUUCCCUCUGAGACUGCCUAUAGAAGAAACAACGCGAAGAGGUACUACAUGCAGAGGGAAAGGGACCACAACCAUGGUGGUACACUACAUUCACUCAACACACAUGAUAGUAAUUUAAAUUGGAGCGGAAAAUUCAUUGGGUCCAACAACCUCCCCUUAACAGAGUACGUCAUUGAUGUACCCAGACAGCAUAAACUACUCAGCUCUCCUUUUGCAUUUUUAAAUAAAAAGUUGGUAUACCUCUGCCAAGAGGGAGAGUGGCUUAGAGGGAAACAUACCCUCCAGGCGGACACUAACAAUACAUACUACGUGAUCAAAAUGGGAGGGGAUGGGCUGAAGGCGCAAACGAAGCAGAGUUGCUUGGCUCGCCUUCAAAAUAUAUUCAGUGCUGAUGUAGGACCCUGCUGGGUAUGUAUCCUCGCGCAGGAGUUCCAUCUACAGGACGUGUUCGAUGUGAUUUGCAUGAACUUUUGA
Plasmodium fragile is the source of this 1521-nucleotide messenger RNA. RefSeq lists its product as uncharacterized. Gene Ontology annotation, biological process: lipid metabolic process. The coding region runs from base 1 to 1521 and encodes 506 amino acids. The transcript has a single exon. Lineage: Eukaryota; Apicomplexa; Aconoidasida; Haemosporida; Plasmodiidae. The record is from RefSeq and is a predicted model, not a curated record. Gene Ontology annotation, molecular function: phosphoric diester hydrolase activity.